AUGGGGCCUUUAUCCCCGCAGAACAAGCCCAUGUCGUUUGCGGCGCUGAAGGCGAAGAAGGCGACUCCUAAGAUCACCACCAAGAUCGUCACCGUCAGUGCGACGCCGAAACCUAAGCCUCCGACAAGGCCACAACCCACUGCGCUGUCGUCUCGGUCACAACAACCCACACAAAAGUCAUCUCUUUCCAACGGCAGCUCGCGCCAUUCGAGCAGCACGCCUCACAAGUCGGCCACGCCGGCCUCGGUAUCAUCACGACAAGCGAGUCGAGAACCGAUCGAGCGACUGAAGCAGCAGCGCCGCAACAACCAGUCCAAACGGGCGUCGCCUGCCGUCUCGACACCCAGACUGACCAGUUCGGACGAGGAAAGCGAGCACGAUGAAGACAAGCCUAGAAAGCGGGCGCGGGUUGUUGGCCGCAAAGAAAGUAUCGAUGAGAAGCGCCAGGUGCGCGAUCCCAAGGCUUUCUCCGAGGAUGACGAUGGCGUCUUCCCCAUGGUGCAUGCCGUGGACAUUGCAAACAGCACAAUCAUAGAACAGGGCAGAGACAAGUACCAGCCGUUUUUCACCGCUCUGGAGGGAGACGAAGACGAGUGUCCGACCAUCGAACUUCAGUACCCGAGUGCUGUGCAACGCGAGAAAUAUCAGCUGGUCAAGCCGACUGACCCAUCGGACUUCAAGCCCCUCGACGAGAUAGAGGCCAACAUGAAGAUCGUGGCCGAGUACUAUCUCGACAGCGACUCGGCCAGCAAGGUCACCAGUGAAGAGGAUGGUGCUGGCUUCGUCCAGCUGCUACACCGACAGGCCAUGUUAGGCUUGAAGGGUCGGGUGGGCGCCCAGUCAAAGUACAUCGACGUGGUUGAGAAAUACAACGCUUUAUUGGUGGAAAAGCGCAAGGACGGCACCAUCGCCAAAAUGUUGGAUCAAAUGAACCGUGUGGAUUUGAAGCUCGUCGAACAUAUAAUUAAGAAUCAGGUCUACGCUCGCACUGUGUCCCCUCAGGUCAAUCUGGUCCGACACUACGAGGGCUUUUCCGACAAUGUCUAUGGUGAACUCUUGCCCAAGUUCUUGAGUCGCAUCUUCAAAGAGACAGGUCUCAAAUCCGACCAGGUUUUCAUCGACCUGGGGUCCGGUGUGGGCAACUGUGUGCUCCAAGCCGCGCUAGAAACUGGGUGUGAGUCUUGGGGUUGUGAAGUUAUGGAUAACCCCAAUACCCUGGCCCAACUUCAGGCUAAGGAGUUCCCUGCCCGGUGUCAUCUCUGGGGCAUUAAACCCGGCGAGAUUCACCUUAUCCACGGCGACUUCCUUAUGAACGAACAGGUCCGAGAGGUUCUCAAGCGUGCUGAUGUUAUUCUGGUCAACAAUCAGGCCUUCACGGCGGAACUCAACGACAAGCUGAAAUAUGUUUUUCUGGAUGUCAAAGAAGGAGCACACAUUAUUAGCCUCAAGCCAUUUCGCAGCCCUACCCACAAGAUCAAGGACUCCAAUGUCAAUGAUCCCGUCAAUGUGCUGUCGGUAAGCGAAGAGGAUCGCUGGAGCGGGAUGGUCAGCUGGACGGACGAUCCCGGCAAAUGGUAUCACCAACGUAAGGACUCGAAGGAGUUGGAGGCCUUUGUUAAGAGCAUGGAGGGCUCCAAAUAG
Messenger RNA from Exophiala dermatitidis NIH/UT8656, 1641 nucleotides. Its product is annotated as histone-lysine N-methyltransferase, H3 lysine-79 specific. Gene Ontology annotation, biological process: DNA repair; DNA damage checkpoint signaling; subtelomeric heterochromatin formation. NCBI's taxonomy places the organism in Eukaryota, Fungi, Ascomycota, Eurotiomycetes, Chaetothyriales, Herpotrichiellaceae. Gene Ontology annotation, molecular function: histone binding; histone H3K79 methyltransferase activity. The record is from RefSeq and is a predicted model, not a curated record. Gene Ontology annotation, cellular component: nucleus; nucleosome. The transcript has a single exon. Bases 1 to 1641 code for a protein of 546 amino acids.